Molecule: messenger RNA, 528 nt
Organism: Synchytrium microbalum
Lineage: Eukaryota; Fungi; Chytridiomycota; Chytridiomycetes; Synchytriales; Synchytriaceae
Exons: 5
Coding region: 1-528 (175 amino acids)
Biological process (GO): cilium assembly
Cellular component (GO): MKS complex
Source: RefSeq, a predicted model, not a curated record
AUGGCAGAAGUCCACAUCAUUGGCACAUUGCAAUCAGCCAGUGGAUUCCCAGCACCUGAAUUAACUUGCAAAUGGAGCAUUGUCGCAGGCGACGGAUGGAGGCUACUGGAAGGCGACGAUUCCGGCCAGACUCAAGUGGAUAUACCAUCUGAUCGCAAAACGACUGUAUGGAGUCACCCUAUCGAUGUCCACUAUGCUACAAAGACGAUACAGGGUUGGCCAAAGUUACACUUUCAAGUAUUUCGGCAAGACCCAACUGGACGGAAUGAAUUAUACGGAUAUGGAUUUGUGCAUGUACCAACGUCACCAGGAAUGCAUGAGCUGGAGGUUCAAACGUGGAGACCUCUAGGAACCAUGUCGGAGCAGAUCUGGUCAUACUUUACUGGAUCAUCAACACACUUAAAGAACUUGCACGUGGUCUACACUCCAACAGACAGAUUUCGUCUAUCAACUGCCACUAUGGGAAAAAUACAUCUAGAAAUUGGUAUAAUUUUACGUAACUUUGAUACAUACGGUGUCGCUUUAUAA